Dendrobium catenatum is the source of this 937-nucleotide messenger RNA. RefSeq lists its product as uncharacterized. The transcript has 2 exons. NCBI's taxonomy places the organism in Eukaryota, Viridiplantae, Streptophyta, Magnoliopsida, Asparagales, Orchidaceae. Bases 103 to 555 code for a protein of 150 amino acids. The record is from RefSeq and is a predicted model, not a curated record.
UUCAAUAACCGGAUAAGAUGAUAAUAGGGGGAUUGCCUUCAGAGCGGUGAGAGUUCUAACUUCUACCUAGAAGGAGCGUUCGGCUACUCUAGAGAAGGCGCAAUGGCAUCAGCCAGCGGAUCUCUUGGCUUCGUCUCCUUGCUGCGGGCACCAUCCGUCGCAUCCCAGCCGUCAAACCGCCGGUACGGGUCCACCAUCGCCGUCUCCCGCGGAACAGGAAUCUAUGCGAGGUUCGAGCGGCCACUGGAAGAGAUCUACAACGUGCGAGUUGAGCGCGGGGUGUCGAAGGAAAUGCUGGCUAACCUGGGCGUGGAACGUUGGUCAACGUGGAAGACUGGGAAGUGCCGGUUUCCUUGGGACUGGCACGUUGAUCAGCAGGUCUACGUCGUCUCCGGUGAGGUACGAGUGGUGCCUGUGGGAGCCAAGUCCGGCGAACGCUACAUGCGCUUCGUUGCCGGAGAUCUCGUCCGCUACCCUAAAUGGUUCGAGGCCGACCUCUUCUUCGACGGACCCUACGAGGAGCGGUACCGCUUCCGCGCCUAUGGUGAUGAUUGAAAGGGUUUGGUUGCCAUCCAUUUCUGUAAGUGGCAACAAACACAGGUAAAGGCAUGCAACAAUAUUCAAAUUAUUUCAUUGGAGGCUCCUAUUGCUUAGACCUUCAAUCCAAAUGUCUUACUACCUUAAUCAUAAUGCAUCAUCAAAUAUUGGCUUGUUGAUGUCCUUAAAAGAAGAUAAUUCAAGUACUUCUUGAGUAUAAGAAGGAUGAAUGCCCUGCAAGGAGGUUUGCCUUAACCCAGUUUUCUCUUGUGUUUUCUUUUGAGGAGACCUUUUAUUUUUUUGGUGUUGCUUGUAAUUAAUACUGUUGUUGUAUUGUUUGUCACUGUACAAGAACUGGCUAAACGUGCAGGCCUUAUGUGAUGCUUUUUGAUUUGUCAAA